Galeopterus variegatus (Sunda flying lemur) is the source of this 2093-nucleotide messenger RNA. RefSeq names its product pleiotropic regulator 1 (gene PLRG1). The coding region runs from base 94 to 1641 and encodes 515 amino acids. The record is from RefSeq and is a predicted model, not a curated record. The transcript is spliced from 15 exons. Gene Ontology annotation, biological process: mRNA splicing, via spliceosome. NCBI's taxonomy places the organism in Eukaryota, Metazoa, Chordata, Mammalia, Dermoptera, Cynocephalidae. Gene Ontology annotation, cellular component: precatalytic spliceosome; Prp19 complex; catalytic step 2 spliceosome. Gene Ontology annotation, molecular function: protein binding.
AUUCCGGAAGGUGCUGCCCAGUUGAGGCGGCGGUUUCUGCGUUGGUGGUUAGUGUUUCUUCGCUGCCGGAGGCUUGGGGUACACGGCAGCAUCAUGGUGGAGGAAGUACAGAAACAUUCUGUGCACACACUUGUGUUCAGAUCAUUGAAGAGGACUCAUGACAUGUUUGUAGCUGAUAAUGGAAAACCUGUGCCUUUGGAUGAAGAGAGUCACAAACGAAAAAUGGCAGUCAAGCUUCGUAAUGAGUAUGGCCCUGUGUUGCAUAUGCCUACUUCGAAAGAGAAUUUUAAAGAGAAGGGUCCUCAGAAUGGAGCAGAUUCAUAUGGUCAUAAACAGUAUCCUGCCAAUCAAGGACAAGAAGUUGAAUAUUUAGUGACAGGUACACAUCCAUAUCCACCAGGACCUGGGGUUGCUCUGACAGCAGAUACUAAGGUCCAAAGAAUGCCAAGUGAAUCAGCCGCGCAGUCCUUAACAGUGGCAUUACCUUCUUCUCAGGCCAGGGUUGAUGCAAAUCGUACUGUACCUGGUGGAAAUGAAUAUCGACAUCCUGGGGCUUCUGACCGUUCACAGCCUACAGUGAUGAAUUCAAUUGUUAUGGAGACUGGCAAUACAAAGAACUCUGCACUGAUAGCUAAAAAAGCGCCUACGAUGCCGAAACCCCAGUGGCACCCACCAUGGAAACUCUACAGGGUUAUCAGUGGACAUCUUGGCUGGGUUCGAUGUAUUGCUGUGGAACCUGGAAACCAGUGGUUUGUUACUGGAUCUGCUGAUAGAACUAUAAAGAUCUGGGACUUGGCUAGUGGAAAACUAAAACUGUCGUUGACUGGGCAUAUCAGUACAGUGCGGGGCGUGAUAGUGAGCGCAAGAAGCCCAUACCUGUUCUCUUGUGGAGAAGACAAACAAGUAAAAUGCUGGGAUCUUGAGUAUAAUAAGGUUAUAAGGCACUAUCAUGGACAUCUUAGCGCAGUGUAUGGUUUGGAUUUGCACCCAACAAUUGAUGUGCUGGUAACCUGUAGUAGAGAUUCAACUGCACGGAUUUGGGAUGUGAGAACUAAAGCCAGUGUACAUACAUUAUCUGGACAUACAAAUGCCGUUGCUACAGUGAGGUGUCAAGCUGCAGAACCACAAAUUAUUACUGGAAGCCAUGACACUACAAUACGAUUAUGGGAUCUGGUGGCUGGAAAAACAAGAGUGACAUUAACAAAUCAUAAAAAAUCAGUCAGGGCUGUGGUUUUACAUCCAAGACAUUACACGUUUGCAUCUGGUUCUCCGGAUAACAUAAAGCAAUGGAAAUUCCCUGAUGGAAGUUUCAUUCAAAAUCUUUCCGGUCAUAAUGCUAUUAUUAACACAUUGACAGUAAAUUCUGAUGGAGUGCUUGUAUCUGGAGCUGACAAUGGCACUAUGCAUCUUUGGGACUGGAGAACUGGCUACAAUUUUCAGAGAGUUCAUGCAGCUGUGCAACCUGGGUCUUUGGACAGUGAAUCAGGAAUAUUUGCUUGUGCUUUUGAUCAGUCUGAAAGUCGAUUACUAACAGCUGAAGCUGAUAAAACCAUUAAAGUGUACAGAGAGGAUGAUACAGCGACAGAAGAAACUCAUCCUGUCAGCUGGAAACCAGAAAUUAUCAAGAGAAAGAGAUUUUAAUGUGGCAUUGUCUUCGUGGUGGUUCUUUUUUUUUUUUUUAAAGCUUGGCGUUGGUGAGGAUAUCCAGUCAUUUUGUGCUCUGGCUGGGAAUAUAAAGCAGAAACUCACUUGCUUGAAUCAUUGAGGCUUCAUAUUUUACAUAAACUGUCCCCUGUCCCCUUCCCCUUGUCUUUUUAUUUCUAAAAUAAACAAUUUGUGAUCCUAGGAAGAUGCAGAAAUCAAGCAUAUGUAGGUUUAUUGAACGUAACUAUUCUAAAUAUAGACUAUUUUGACAAUAUUAGAAGACCACCUUUUUAAAAAAUGUACAAAAUAUUAUUAUAAUAGGAAAUGUUUUAAGGGAGCAGUAGGUUUUGUUUAUUCCUUUAAAAAUUAAUAUCUGUGAUAAUAAUUUGGAAUUAAAAGACUUGAAGUCUUAAUUUAACUUAUGUAUGUUUAUUCCAAAAGCAGUUUUU